UCCACAUUCAGUUAUACUACACAGUCGCGGGUUCAAGAAGGAUGCUAUUUCUAAAUAAAAACCGAGUGCUUUCUUUGCUCCUUAAUUUUAUUUUCAUAAUUAUUUUAAUUUCGUCAAGUGUCCAAGCAGAUGAGAGAAACAUUAACAAACUGCUGAACAACCAGGUGGUAGUCAGUCGUCAAAUUAUGUGCAUACUCGGAAAAAGCGAUUGCGAUUCGCUGGGUUUGCAGCUAAAAGCUGCCCUGCCAGAAGUCAUAACCCGAAAAUGCAGGAACUGCUCCCCACAACAGGCUCAAAAGGCGCAAAAGCUGACCACAUUCUUACAGACCAGAUACCCGGACGUUUGGGCCAUGCUUCUAAGAAAGUACGAUAGUGCCUAAAUAUGGCAAUUAAAUGUUCUUCUCAUGCAUCGAAUAUAAUAAAUUAGUCCCGACAUCAUC
This is a messenger RNA of Drosophila takahashii, 440 nucleotides long. RefSeq lists its product as uncharacterized. The record is from RefSeq and is a predicted model, not a curated record. NCBI's taxonomy places the organism in Eukaryota, Metazoa, Arthropoda, Insecta, Diptera, Drosophilidae.